AUGGCUCUCCAGCUUCACGUCUGGGGGCCCGCAUUUGGCCUCCCAUCUCUCGAUGCCGAGUGCCUAGCAGCAAUUGCGUACCUCACACAAUCCGUGGCUACAUCCGAUUAUCAGCUCAUCCAGAGCAGCCCCUCGGCUGUACCAACCCAACACCUCCCCGCCCUCUACGAUUCCCAAACCUCCACCUGGAAAUCCGGCUUCUCCUCCAUCGCCGCCCAUAUCCGCUCCAAUGUCCCGUCCACACACCCAAGAUCCAUCUCAACAUCACCAUCACCAUCACCCACAACCGCCAACAGCACAGCCUACACAACCUUCCUAACCGCCCACGCCGCCCCCCUCCUAGCCGUCUCCCUCUACGUCUCCUCCACCAACUACACAGCCACCACCCGCCCAGCCUACUCCGCCGUUCUCCCCCUCCCCUUACCCUGGACCGAACCGCCCGCGGUACGCGCCGCCAUGGCCCGACGCGCCGCACACCUUGGUCUGUCGAGCCUAGAUGCCGAUGCUGUGCUGGCAAGGGAGCGGGAGGAGGAGAGAAGGGUUGCGGCGGAGGGGUGGGUUACCGUGCCGGCUUCGUUGGGUGGUGGGGGGUCAAAGAAGAAGAGUGUGGAGGGGGCUAUGAGUCCGGAGCAGAAGGCGAGGAUUAAGUUGGAGAGGGUCGCGGGGGAGGUGUUGGAUGUUUUGGGGGAGGUGGAGUGGGGGAAGGAUGGGGCUACUGGUGGUGGUGUGACGAGGGAAGCGAGGUGCUUGGCGUUUGGGUACUUGGCGUUGAUGUUGGUGCCAGAUGUGCCACGGCCAUGGUUGAGAGAUAUCAUGCAGGCGCGGUAUCCUGGGCUGUGUGAGUUUGUGAGCACGUUCCGCUGGGAGGUAUUCCCCGAUGGGAGGGAGUUACCAUGGACGGAAGGGAGAAAAGAUCAGCAAGGUGGUUCGACGGUUGGGUUAAGGUUUGUGAGAGGGAUCAUGUGGGAGGUGCCGAUAGUUGGGGAGUGGUGGAGUCGGUGGUGGACGACGAGGAAGAAGAGGGAGGUCUUCAAUAGCAAGUGCGUCAAAUCUGGGUCGGGCGGUGAUCUCCUGCUGCUUAUCGGGGCUGGUUUGGGAUUGGCAAGUCUGGGUGCGGGAAUCUUCAUGUACCGUGGUCUACCGCCAUUUGGAGAAGCCGUGCAGCUCUGGAAACGGCCGGCCGUGACGCUGAGCAGUUUUGGGGCCGCUGGGGCCAUGUUUUCGGGGGCGCUCUAUGGGGUUCAAGGGCCGCGAGCCUCUCCUCAAAGCAGGGAACAAUACAUUCAGCGAUGCGCCGAUGACUUCUACGCGUGGCAGGCCACCCACCGUCCGGCCGACAACGAGUUUGUCCUUCACGAUGGCCCCCCUUACGCCAAUGGCAGCCUCCACGCGGGGCACGCCCUGAACAAGAUCCUCAAGGACAUUAUUCUGCGCGUCAAGGUCCAGCAGGGCCGCCGCGUCUCAUACAUCCCCGGCUGGGACUGCCAUGGCCUGCCCAUCGAACUCAAAGCCGUCGACGCCGCAGCCGGCAAGCACAUGUCCCCCGGCGCCAUCCGGUCCGCCGCACGCGAACUCGCCUCCAAAACGGUCCUCUCCCAAAUGGAGAGCUUCCGCAGCUACGCCGUCAUGGCCGACUGGGACGCCCGCUGGACGACGAUGGAUAUGGCCUAUGAGAUCCGGCAGCUGCGGCUGUUCCAGAAAAUGGCUCGGCGCGGACUGGUGUACCGAAGGUAUAAGCCCGUGUACUGGUCGCCGUCGUCUGGGACGGCGCUGGCGGAGGCGGAGCUGGAGUAUAAUGAGAAUCAUGUGUCCAAGGCGGCGUAUGUGCGGUUCCAUGUGGUGCAAGGAACUCAAAACUUGCCCGGGUUGGGGACGGGGUUUGAUGGGCGGGUUUAUGCUUUGAUUUGGACGACAACGCCAUGGACACUGCCGGCGAACCAGGCGAUUGCGGCGCACGAGGAGCUCCGGUAUCACAUUGUGAAGGUGUCGAGCGAUGCGUACUUGGUAGCCGAGAAUUGUCUGGAGCGGGUAGCCCAGUCUCUAGGGUGGGAAGAUGGCCAGUUCGAGGUGGCGGGGAGUGUCAUGGGAAAUGAGCUAGGGGGGUUGCGGUACGUCAAUGUUCUUCGCGGGAAGAAUGCCGAGCCGCAGCCGUUCAUACACGCCCCCUUUGUCACGGAUGUGUCGGGAAGCGGCCUGGUCCACUGCGCACCGGGGCAUGGUUUCGAUGACUACUUGACUUGUCUGUCCCUGGGGAUCUCGGCCAUCGCGCCCGUAGACAAUGACGGGUUGUUUACCGAAGAAGCGCUCCCCGACCAGCCUGACCUGCUGCGGGGCACACCGGUACUGGAAGGGGGCAGCGCUGCGGUUAUCAAGAUCUUGGGGGAAGACAUCUUGGAUGUGCACAAGUACCGCCACAAGUACCCGUAUGACUGGCGGACCAAGAAACCCGUCAUCAUCCGGGCCACGGCGCAGUGGUUUGCGGAUGUGUUCUGCAUCAAGGACGACGCGCUGUCGGCCAUUGAUCGCGUGCAGUUUGUACCGGAGAACGGCAAGACCAGGCUGGAGUCGUUCGUCAAGGGCCGCAGCGAGUGGUGCAUCUCACGGCAGCGGGCCUGGGGGGUGCCCAUACCCGCGCUGUACGAGCCGAAUGGCGACGCGCUGAUGACUAACGAGGUUGUUGACCAUAUCAUCUCGGUCAUCCAGGAGCAGGGGACCGACGCCUGGUGGAACGAUGCCCCGGAUGAUCCAGUUUGGAUUCCCGAGUCGCUCCGCGGCCAAGCGCAACAAUACGUGCGGGGGAAGGAUACGAUGGAUGUUUGGUUCGAUAGUGGCACUAGCUGGGCGAUGUUGGGCGACAAGCAGGCGGAUCUGUACCUGGAAGGUUCUGACCAACACCGGGGCUGGUUCCAAUCCAGCCUGCUCACGCGCGUAGCCGCGACAGGCCGGCACAACUCACUGACAUCGUCUUCUACGAGCACCACCAACACCCUAGGAUUAUCGCCAUUCAAGACGCUCAUUACGCACGGGUUCACACUAGACGAGAAAGGCAAGAAGAUGUCCAAGUCACUAGGCAACAUCAUCUCAGCCGACCAAGUCAUGGACGGCUCGCUCGUGCCGCUCCUCAAACCCAAAAAGAAGGCUGGCGGCAGCACUACGCCGGUAAAAGACGCCCUCGGUCCCGACGCCCUCCGCCUCUGGGUCGCCAGUAGCGACUACACACGCGACAUCACCCUCGCCAAAACCGCGCUUUUAACCAACCACCAAACCCUCCUCAAAUACCGCACCACGAUCAAGAUGCUCACGGGCUCCAUGCAUGAGGCCGCGCGCACCGCCCCGCUAACCGCGGUCGACCAGAUCGCGCUCCUCCAGCUGCGCGACGUCAUGGCCGAAGUCGCGCGGCACUACGACGCGCACGAGUUCAACAAGGCCUUUGCCGCGCUCAACCGGUGGAUCACCAACGACCUGUCAGCGUUCUACUUGGAGGCGCUCAAAGACCGACUAUACUGCGGCGACGGCGGCGGCGUGCUGGAACCCAUCUUUCUCGGGUUCUUGCGCAUGCUGGCGCCUGUCACGCCCGUGCUGGUCGAGGAAGCGUGGGAGCACCGGCCGGCGUGGAUGAAAGAGGGUGAACCCUUGGGGGAUGCCGCCGUGGUGUUGGAACACCCGCUUAAACAGCUGUAUGACGCGCCCGUGGUUGUCAACCCAGCGAGGGUAACGAGGGACGAGGCGGAGUUGAGACGGGCUCUGCCAGUGUUGAUGCGGGUGCAUGCGGCGAUCAAGGCUGCGUCGGAGCUGGCAAGGGCGGAUAAAGUGCUUGGAUCGUCGUUGCAGUGCGAUGUUGUGCUGGAGAUUCCUCCUGAGGGCAGUACGGUUUUGGAGGUAUUGAGCCAACUCAAGGACGAGUUAGAGGCUGUGUUUGUGGUUUCUUCGGUUGAGGUGAAGACGACUGCGGGAGGGGAUGUUGCAGAGAGUGGCGCGGAUGCGCAGUGGAAGUACUGCGAGGAGUUUGAGGUGGAUGGGUCGGCGUGUACGGCGUGGGUGUUGCCGCCGAAGCAAGCCAAAUGCCCGAGGUGCUGGCGGUAUGUGGCGCCUAAGGAAGACGAGUUGUGUGGACGGUGUGAGGAGGUUGUGGGGGAAAGUGUACAGUAG
This is a messenger RNA of Dichotomopilus funicola, 4149 nucleotides long. Its product is annotated as mitochondrial isoleucyl-tRNA synthetase. The record is from RefSeq and is a predicted model, not a curated record. Gene Ontology annotation, cellular component: mitochondrion; SAM complex. The coding region runs from base 1 to 4149 and encodes 1382 amino acids. Gene Ontology annotation, molecular function: ATP binding; tRNA binding; aminoacyl-tRNA deacylase activity. The transcript is spliced from 4 exons. Lineage: Eukaryota; Fungi; Ascomycota; Sordariomycetes; Sordariales; Chaetomiaceae. Gene Ontology annotation, biological process: isoleucyl-tRNA aminoacylation; mitochondrial translation.